AUGGAUAUGGGGGUAAGAAAAUUGCCUAAAAAAAGGAAAUUUGACCCCUCUGAACUGGAGGAAAGUAAUCCACAAGCAGCUUGUAUCCCAGUGUCUGUUGUUCAAUGUGCAAGUGUAAUGUCAGCCCCCCAAGCUACUGCUGUAGAUUACUCUUUUCCUACCAGGGCUUCGACCCAUGAGGAAAUACAUAUACAAAGUAAUUGUAAACAAAAUGUCAUUGAUCUCAGUGAAUGGUGUAAUCACAGAAUCUUAGCUAGACAAGGGGACUGGUAUUAUCCCGGUGUUAUCAGGGAAGCCCAUGGUUCUACUAUAACAGUUGCUUUAGAUGGAAAUGAAGAAAGAAUUACAUAUGAUAAUGUAUUCGAUAAUGAAUGUUUUAACGUGAUAAGUGAUGCGAGUCCCUCUAUAAACCAAAUAACACUAGGCACUAGAGUGUGUGUACGUAACAACCAGAGUAUGUUUGUGGAAGGUGUAGUCUGUAGCAUUUUGGAAGGGCAACCAGUACGGUUUGUAGUAGCAGUUAUCGGCGAAAAAUCUAUAGAAUUAACUGUAAAAAGAGCUGACUUAAGAUUACUUCGUCCACCCUGGUGGGACGAAUUAGAAAAUAUAGAACCUAAUAUCGAAAAUGUAAUGCAACCAACUCUGGAGUUUUAUAGAACCAACCAAGCUUCUCCCACACAAUUACAUACACCCAUAUCAGUUGGCACUCCAUUGUCUAACGGUAGGCAUUACGACGAAUUCUGUGAAAGUGAGGACGAGCUAAGGCAAGAUGCUUUUAACUCCGAAGUUAAUGCUAAACUCUCUGGUAGUAGUAAACGAAGUAGUAUGCAUAGCAGAAGCAGUUCUUCUAGCAGCAUAACGCCGCGUUCUCAACCGACUACGCCUAGAAGCCAAGCGGCUACACCUCACAAGUAUAAGAAGGGAGACGUCGUCUCCAAUCCGAACGGGAUUAGGAAGAAAUUCAAUGGGAAACAGUGGAGGCGGUUGUGUUCUGUGGACGGGUGCAAGAAGGAGAGCCAGCGCAGGGGUUACUGUUCCAGACAUCUCAGUUUAAAAGGUAAUAGUCUUCGUAGUGGGAAUUUUGCUAGAUCUAAUAGUAAAGGGGAUGGUGAAGAUACUUCUAGGGAUUCUGAGACAUCGCCGAAUUGUGGAGACCGUCGGAUGACUGGAAGGUUCGAUCAGGAGGAGACUGAGGCUGCUAAUAUGUUAGUAUCACUAGGUAGUUCACGUUCAGCGACUCCAGCGUUUUCCCCCAAUGGUCAAGGAUCAUCGCCUCACACGAUGCAGUCUCCAAUAACCGUAGGCCCCAGACAAAAUGUUUUCAUGCCUAUUCCCAGCAACCAUUCGUUACAGAAACGGGCAUCUCCCAUAGCUCAAGGAUACAAUUCUUCAUAUCAGCAGCAGGUUAUAAGGCCAGAGGCUCGAGCAGUACAAAGUGGUACCAGCGUUAUACGAGUUUCACCUAAUCCAAGGCAAUGGUCAAAUAUGCCUGAACAGCAAAGUGUUAUAUUGCAGCACGCCCUAACUAGUCCGCCAAAUCAAAUUAUAGAACCCGAAAGCAAUCCUUUACCUCCUACAAGUAAUGACUUCCCAUACAGUACACUUUAUUGUGUGGUUCCGCCAACACAUGAAAAGAGUAUUAUGAUUGUUAAAAAUGAAAUAGAUAAUGAAAAUAAGGAACCAAAGUCAUUUCCACGACAGGUAAUACAGAGUGACCAUUUACACCCUACUCAAUUAAUACGUGUUACAUCAAAUAACGGUAUAAACAGUAUAAAUAGCCUGAAUAAUAACAUUCACUCACAUUCCAAUGGUCCUGGAUUGAUGCAAUCAACUCCGAUCAGCACUGGUUUGCCAGUAAUUGUUAAUCCAACACAGUUGGUACCAGUGCUGCCAUCUCAGUCUCAAUCCGUUGUCAAAAGAGUUAUUCCCACUGCCACUAUUCAACAAAAUCCACCGCCUGUGAUCGUUAAAACUGAACAAGUUUCACCAAAUGCAACAAAUCACCUGAAGGACCCUUUAGUACUACACAAUCCAGUUCAGCUGCAAACCCAUCAACGAAUCACCACAGUCUCUCAAAUUCCGAUAUCACAAAUAAGCCAGCCGCAAAACAGACAGCCGGUCAACAUCAAUCCGAAUCCGCCUAUUAAAGUCCAAAGCAAUACGUUGAGUAAUCAGUCUGCAUUUGUGAUUCCAUGGCAUUCGAUAGUACCACUUUUGACCGCAUCGUCGGGACCAACUUCUCCACCUAUCUCACAAUUGUCGCCUCCUUUGUCGGCGCCACCGGUGAACAUUAAUAGUGGACCAAUAAUUGGAGAUUGUCAUGACGAUGAUGUUGAUGUCGAACCCAUGCCGACUCCUACUGAAGAGGACGACGAUGUCUUCGAAACUGAACCAAGCGAUCUCAAUGUCGAUGGAAAUAUCAACAGCAAGAGAAGGAGUCAUUCGUUGAGCUCGUUGCAGAGUAAUGCUAAGGAAACUGGCAAGAAUAACCGCAUACGAAGACCAAUGAAUGCCUUCAUGAUAUUCUCAAAAAGACAUAGGGGACUCGUGCAUCAGAGGCAUCCUAAUCAAGACAAUCGCACCGUUUCUAAAAUCUUAGGAGAAUGGUGGUACGCUUUGGGUCCAAAUGAAAAAAAGCAAUAUCAUGAAUUGGCAUUGGAGGUCAAGGAGGCCCAUUUUAAAGCCCACCCAGAAUGGAAAUGGUGCAACAAAGAUAGGAGAAAAUCAUCUACGAGUUCAAGAAGCAAAUUAAGUUCAGCCGGUGAUAGUGUGGAGCCGGAUCUGUGCACGAGUCCGAAAUUGCAAUCACCACCACACACCAUCGAGCCAUUAAAACAAAUAUUACAGGAACAAGACGGAACAGGCGAUCUAUCUGAUGACGAUCAGAUGGUUAUAUGCGAGGAUCCCGGAACUGAAAUCGACCUCAAAUGCAAAGAAAAAGUUACCGACUCCGAUUCUGAAUCUCAAAGUGAUAUGGACUCCUCCAUAGAGAAUCGCAUGUUCCAACGUUUUAGUCCCGUAACAAACACGAAUUGUUCUGAAAUUACGUGUCGUCCCAAGCCAAUUAAAGCCAGAAUACCAUCUACAGAAGCACCAAAGUAUAAUCUCGCCACAACUCCAACUUUCCACUAUUCUCCUGUGAAUCCGACGGGUGUUUCUGGUUUCCAACCAUCAGUAGGGGGAGCUUUCAAGACCAUGCCAGCGUCGCCGAAAGUGGUUAAAAACGAUGUUAAGAGUGAUAGUAAUGAUACUUAUGACAACUGGUCAGGUACAUUGGUUAAUAAAUCAAAUGAUGUAUCAUUACGAGCCAAUUCAUCCACCAUACAAACUAGCACAAUCACAAGCAAAACUAACUCUACAUUAGCUAUACUAAAACCACAGAUCAAACCAAAUAUUAUUCAGCUAAAUGACAGCAUUAACCACAAUUAUCAAUCACAACCUUUAACGGUUGUCAUUGGUGGACAGCCUACCAUUUGUUUGUCCAAUGAAUCUGAACGGUCACAACCUUUUGUUGUUGUAGCUUCCACAGCUGCCUCCGAUAUUCCCGUUCAAGUGUACAUGCAACCUUCCUUCAGCAUUCCCGUAACCGACAACGGUAGGAGCGUAUCGUUGCAGAGCCUGCAUUUGUUACCCAAGCCGAAUCAUGCUCAAUCUGUCAUUGUCACACAGGCUCAUAAUAAGGUUUGCGUUUCAUCCCAAGCUGAGUACCAUGCAGCGCAGAAUACAGUUGUUACGUCAUCCAACAAACCUAAUCUAACAUACUCAAACAACUCUGCUCCUGUAUUACAUAUUCCAGAGAACAAAGAUAUCAAAGAAGAUAUCAAAUCUCCGUCAGUAUUAGAUAUGCUGCCAUCCACGUCUGAUUCCAUAGUAUUGGAGCAACCAAGCCAAGAAUUCAAAUUGGCUCCUACACCUGCGCAGCUUGGCAAAGCUCCUCUGCAACGAAGACAAUCCAUGGCUGCUUUCGUUUCAACGAGUUCCCAAGGGAGCCUGGACAGUAUGCCGGUCUCCACCAAUACUCCAGUGCCUGAAGACCCCAACCAGAGCGACUUGAUGUCACCUACGGCCAAGAAGAGCUUCUUCAAGCGUUCGAUCGAAGACGGAAUGGAUAGUUUUCUGUCAUUUUGCAGGGUAUUGGAGCAGGUGAACUUCGAAAAAAAGUUCACCGCCCUGCCGCAAUUCAAACCUGAGGAUGGUCAGUCGCCGAGCGCUAUCUCGAUACCCAGUCCAGGGUUGUUUUACAACAAGAAACGGCCGCCACUCACUGCCGCCAGCCAUCGAACGUCCGUUGAAGAGGAAUCUGAAGCCGAAACGCCCCAGAGUGUUCCGAAAUCAGCUGCAUCGGCCAAACCCAUUGUUGGAAAUCAGUUUUUUGGACCUGAUUUUGAAAAUGUUAGGGCUGAAUUAAAUGAAAUGGAGGAAGGUACUUCCCCUAGGACGCCAAGGACGCCAGGCACAUCGAGAGACACUGAGAAAGGUCAUCGGAAAACGUUGGAACAAAGGCGUCAAUUAGUGAUGCAAUUAUUUCAAGAACAGUCCCUUUUCCCGUCAUCUCAAGCCACUUCGACGUUUCAAGCCCAACAUUCUGAUAUUUUUCCCACAAAAACGAGUUUGCAGUUAAAAAUUCGUGAAGUGCGCCAAAAAAUGAUGGCCCAAAGUAACCUUACACCAUCUAGUGCAAAUAGUCCUCUCACCCCCGCCGAACCCGUUCGAGUAUCUUCAAAUAGUUAG
Molecule: messenger RNA, 4731 nt
Organism: Psylliodes chrysocephalus
Lineage: Eukaryota; Metazoa; Arthropoda; Insecta; Coleoptera; Chrysomelidae
Source: the annotation of a GenBank genome assembly